Camelus dromedarius (Arabian camel) is the source of this 6262-nucleotide messenger RNA. RefSeq names its product nucleoporin 153 (gene NUP153). The transcript has 22 exons. The record is from RefSeq and is a predicted model, not a curated record. NCBI's taxonomy places the organism in Eukaryota, Metazoa, Chordata, Mammalia, Artiodactyla, Camelidae. Gene Ontology annotation, molecular function: structural constituent of nuclear pore. Gene Ontology annotation, biological process: protein import into nucleus; RNA export from nucleus. The coding region runs from base 518 to 4972 and encodes 1484 amino acids. Gene Ontology annotation, cellular component: nuclear pore.
CCGCAGCGGCGGCCUUAGCAGCGGCAAUAGACGCAACAGCGGCGACUGCAGGGACGACGACGACGACGGCGGGGCGGGCGCUGUGCGGAAAGGGGAGGGGUAGGCGGGCGGCGCCGGCGGCUUCAACUGCGGCAGCUACGGCUAGGGCGACGGAAGAAGGAUCCCCAUCAGCCGGAGGUUGAGUUAGGCCUAAGCAGCGCCUGGCCGCUCGGGCUGUCCUCUGCGGGGGAUCUCCAUAGAGACGGUGACAUACACAGAGGCGGGGGUCCGCGGGAGGCUGCCGGACCGGAGCCAGCUCCUCGGCCUCUGUCGCCGCCACCCCCUUCCCUGCCGCCAGCGCGCAUUCUCCCUCCGCUCUUGCUCGCAGCCCCGCGGUCCCCGGUGUGCCCGUGCCCCACUGUGUGGGCAGCGCGGGCGGACUUUUGGGCUGGGGCCGGGCGGGGGGAGGCUCUAAGGCCGCCUCUGCCUCUCCCGCCCCCUUACCCGCCCCGGAGGGGGAAGCCGCGGAGGCUCCGCCAUGGCCUCGGGAGCCGGAGGCAUAGGAGGGGGCGGUGGCGGCAAGAUCCGGACGCGGCGUUGCCACCAGGGGCCAAUUAAGCCUUACCAGCAGGGGCGACAACAGCACCAGGGCAUCCUUAGCAGGGUUACAGAAUCUGUUAAGAAUAUUGUGCCAGGAUGGCUUCAAAGAUACUUCAACAAGAAUGAAGAUGUAUGUAGCUGCUCAACAGACACAAGAGAGGUGCCACAGUGGCCGGAGAAUAGGGAAGAUGACCAUGUGCUAUAUGCUGACGAGGAGAGCUCUAACAUUCAUGAUGGGAGAGUCACUCCUGAGCCAACAGUCAGUAACACAGAAGAACCCUCAACAACUAGUACUGCUUCAAAUUAUCCAGAUGUAUUAACAAGGCCCUCUCUUCAUCGGAGCCAUCUGAAUUUCUCCAUGUUGGAAUCUCCUGCAUUGCACUCUCAGCCCUCCACAUCCUCGGCAUUCCCGAUUGGCAGUUCUGGAUUUUCUCUUGUAAAGGAAAUUAAAGAUUCUACCUCUCAGCAUGAUGAUGAUAACAUCUCAACUACCAGUGGUUUUUCUUCAAGAGCUUCUGAUAAAGAUAUAGCUGUUUCAAAGAACACUUCAGUGCCACCUCUUUGGUCCCCAGAGGCUGAACGUUCUCAUUCACUCUCACAGCACACUGCCACCAGCUCAAAGAAACCAGCAUUCAACUUGUCUGCCUUUGGAGCACUUUCUCCCUCACUUGGGAAUUCUUCAAUCCUUAAAACAAGUCAGCUGGGAGAUUCUCCUUUUUACCCUGGAAAAACAACAUAUGGUGGGGCAGCAGCUGCUGUAAGACAGCCUAAACUACGAAACACAUCAUAUCAGGCACCAGUCAGAAGACAGAUGAAAGCUAAGCAACUCAAUGUGCAGUCCUAUGGUGUGACCAGCUCAACAGCUCGGAGGAUAUUGCAGUCUUUAGAAAAGAUGUCAAGCCCUCUAGCGGAUGCAAAAAGAAUUCCAUCUGUUUUUUCUUCGCCUCUGAAUUCUCCUCUUGAUAGGAGUGGGAUAGAUACCCCCACAGACUUUCAGGCCAAAAGGGAAAAGGUGGACUCUCAGUAUCCCCCUGUUCAAAGACUCAUGACCCCAAAGCCAGUUUCCAUAGCAACAAAUCGAACUGUUUACUUUAAACCAUCUCUGACCCCAUCUGGUGAAUUAAGGAAGACUAAUCAAAGAAUAGAUAAAAAGCACAGUACUGGAUAUGAAAAAAAUGUGACACCAGGAAAAAGUAGAGAACGAGAAAGUGGCUUACCUUACCCAAAUUUCAGUAUGUCUGCAGCCAAUGGUUUAUCUUCUGGAGUAGGUAGUGGAGGUGGCAAGAUGAGACGAGAGAGAACACGCUUUGUGGCAUCUAAACCUCAGGAGGAGGAGGAAAUGGAAGUACCAGUAUUACCGAAAAUCUCUCUACCCAUCACCAGUUCUUCACUGCCUACCUUCAGUUUUAGUUCUUCUGUGAUCACAACUUCCUCUCCAUCAUCGAUUAGUCCUUCACAAUCAUUAACAAACAAGGUACAAAUGACCUCUCCAAACAGCACUGGCAGUCCCUUGUUUAGAUUUUCAUCUCCAAUUGUAAAAUCUACUGAGGCAGAUGUACUACCUCCAUCAUCUAUUGGAUUUACAUUUAGUGUGCCUGUGGCAAAAACAGCAGAGCUUUCUGGCUCUAGUGGUAUUUCAGAACCAAGUACAAGUAGUUCAGUAUCAUUUAUAAUUAAACAAAUUACAGCUCAAGAUAUCACUACGGUGAACAGUACAAGCUGUAAGAAGAAGCCGGACGAAGAUUGUGAGGGCCCUUUUACACCUGCAAAGACCCUGAAAGAAGGAAGUGUCCUGGAUGUUCUGAAGAGCCCUGGCUUCACGUCGCCGAAGGCAGAGUCUCCUGCUGCUGAUCCGACCACCACAAGCCCAAUCGUUUAUACAAGACCAGCAAUAAGUAGUUUUUCUUCUAGUGGAAUCGGGUUUGGGGAAAGUUUAAAAGCUGGGUCAUCGUGGCAAUGUGAUACUUGUCUACUCCAGAACAAAGUCACAGACGACAAAUGUGUAGCCUGUCAAGCGACAAAAUUGCCACCAAGAGAUACUGCUAAACAGACUGGAACUGGGACACCAAGUAAAAGUGGCAAACCAACUCUUUCUGCACCAGGGACAGGCUUCGGAGACAAAUUUAAACCAGCAGCAGGAACUUGGGAUUGUGAUACCUGUUUAGUCCAAAAUAAGCCUGAAGCGAUAAAAUGUGUAGCUUGUGAAACACCGAAACCUGGAACUGGUGUUAAGCGAGUCCUUACGUUGCCAGUGGCUUCAGAAAGUGCUGUAACUGUGGCUGCUUCCUCCUCCAGCUGCACUGUGACCACUGGUGCCUUAGGAUUUACAGAUAAAUUCAAAAGGCCCCUGGGAUCUUGGGAGUGUCCAGUGUGCUGUGUUUCUAAUAAUGCAGAAGACAAUAAAUGUGUGUCCUGUAUGUCUGAGAAACCAGGAAGUUCAGUACCUGCUUCAAGCAGCAGCACUGUCCCUGUGUCUCUGUCUUCUGGAGGCUGCCUGGGAUUGGACAAGUUCAAGAAACCCGAGGGAAGCUGGGACUGUAACGUGUGCCUAGUGGAGAACAAAGCAGAUGCUACCAAAUGUGUGGCAUGUGAAAGUGCAAAGCCAGGCACCAAGUCUGAGUUCAAAGGCAUUGGCACAUCUUCCUCAUCUUCAAACCCAGCAACCUCAGCCUUCAAAUUUGGUAUCCCAUCUUCCUCUUCUGGGCCCUCUCAGACUUUAACAAGCACUGGAAAUUUUAAAUUUGGAGAUCAAGGAGGCUUCAAAGUAGGGGUGUCAUCAGAUUCUGGGUCUGUAAACCCCAUGAAUGAAGGCUUUAAAUUUUCUAAACCAAUAGGAGAUUUUAAAUUUGGAAUUGCAUCUGAUUCUAAACCUGAAGAAGUUAAAAAAGACAGUAAAAAUGAUAAUAAUUUUAAGUUUGGACUUCCUUCUGGUUUAAGCAAUCCAGCUUCUUUAGUUCCAUUUCAGUUUGGGGUGUCUAAUCUUGGGCAGCAAGAAAAGAAAGAGGAACUGCCUAAAUCUGCAUCUGCAGGCUUUAGCUUUGGUUCAGGUGUCAUUAACCCUCCCCCUGCUGCUACUGACACCGUAGUGACCUCUGAGAGCAAGAGCAGCUUCAGUUUUGGAACCAUAGAUACCAAGAGUGUCUCAGUGGCUCCUUUCACGAGUAAGACGUCAGAAGCAAAAAAAGAAGAAACACCUGCCACCAAAGGAGGGUUCACUUUUGGGAGCGUGGACCCUGCCCCCCUGCCAUCUGCCUCGUUUGUUUUGGGAAGGACAGAAGAGAAACAGCAAGAGCCUGUCACGUCUACUUCUCUAGUGUUUGGAAAGAAACCUGAUAAUGAAGAGCCAAAGUGUCAACCAGUGUUUUCCUUUGGGAAUUCAGAGCAAACCAAAGAUGAGGGCUCUUCCAAGACGACCUUUAGUUUCAAUAUGACAAAGCCAUCGGAGAAGGACUCUGAACAGCCAGCAAAGCCCUCUUUUGCUUUUGGAGCUCAGACCAGUACUACUGCUGAUCAAGGUCCAGCAAAGCCAGUUUUUAGUUUUUUGAACAACAAUUCCUCUAAUUCAAGUACACCAGCCACUUCAGCUAGUGGCGGCCUGUUUGGCAGUUCCACCUCGACCUCCAGUGCGCCUGUGCAUGCCUUUGUGUUUGGACAGGCCAGCAAUCCUGUGAGCAGCUCUGCCUUUGGUAACUCUGCCGAGUCCAGUACAUCUCAGUCUUUGCUGUUUUCUCAAGAGAGCAAACCAGCAACCACGUCGAGCAGUGGUACAGCUGUCACCCCAUUUAUCUUCGGUCCAGGAGGCAGCAGUAAUAACACUGCAACCUCUGGUUUCAACUUUGGAGCUACAACUACAUCUAGCUCUGCAGGAUCCUCCUUUGUAUUUGGCACUGGACCUUCAGCACCAUCUGCCAGUCCAGCCUUUGGUGCUAACCAGACCCCAACAUUUGGACAAAGUCAAGGUGCCAGCCAGCCUAAUCUCCCAGGCUUUGGAUCCAUGUCGUCUUCAGCAGCAUUAUUUUCUGCUGGUUCUCAGCCUGCACCACCUACUUUUGGGACGGUGUCCAGCAGUAGCCAACCUCCUGUGUUUGGGCAGCAGCCUGGUCAGUCUGCGUUUGGCUCUGGAACAGCUCCUAAUUCCAGUUCUGCUUUCCAAUUUGGCAGCAGCACUACAAGUUUCAAUUUCACAAACAAUAAUCCGUCAGGAGUAUUCACAUUUGGUGCAAAUCCCAGCACACCUGCAGCCUCGGCCCAGCCCUCCGGCUCGGGGGGCUUUCCAUUUAACCCAUCUCCAGCGGUGUUUACUGUGGGGUCAAAUGGGAAGAAUGUGUUCUCUUCUUCUGGAACUUCAGUUUCUGGUCGCAAGAUAAAGACUGCUGUUAGACGCAAGAAAUAAAGGUCAUGGUGGUGGUGUCCACACCGUUCUAACAACAGCUGGUGGCCUGCUUUCACAUACUGACUUGUACUGUGUGCUGGGUUAUCUGAACUCAGAUCUGCCCCAGGACUUCUUUAAUUGUGGAAUUCUCCUCCUUUUUCUUUCUUUACAGAAGCCCCAACCUCACCUCUCCCACCUCCUUUUUAAAAAAUAAUAGCUAGACUGGUGACUGAUUCUCAGCAAAAAUAUUUUAUGAUCCAACAGAUUAUUCACUGAUUUGGCCUAGGCUGGCUGAACCCAGGAUAGAGCCUGCGUGGAGAAUGGCUUUGUAUAGACUUCUUCGUCUGCACCAUGUGUGCGUUGACAUGCGUUUGUGGAACGCAUCGAAAUUGUAAUUAUAUCUGAGGAAUUCUGUAUAGAUUAGAGGAUAUUGAAAUGAAUGAUUUCUAUGCUGAGUUUGUGCUGGUGUAUGUGUGAAGUGAGUGAGUUGGGUGUAUUGUGCACUAAAAUUUUCUGAUAGAAGAAGCCUGAUUAAAGAAUGGUCCGUGGUAAGGACUUGUUAGAUCUAGUUCAUUCUCCAUUUAAUAAUUAUAUGCUAUUUCUAUAUUGUCAUUCUUCUGACUAUCACCUGUCUUGCCUUUUUCAUUAUUUUAUUAUGAAACUUGUGUAAAUACAAUUUUGUUUCUGUACUUUUUUGGCAUAACAUAAAUCUGUGAACUUGAAAUUUUAAUUUUGUGUUAGAAAAUUUUUUUGUUGUUUGUUUAGUCUUGUCUCAGAUUUUAUUAUGUAAAUCCCAUUAUUCAAAGUUGCCUAAAUCCAUUUGGAAAUCUUUAAAAAAAAAUUGGGGAUUCUUAAAGUGAAUUUAUUGGCUUUUCUGAUCCAGUUUUGUUUGGACCAAAAACCAGUAUUGUACAAAGUAUUAAGCAUAUAUUUUUAUAUUUACUGAAAUGGACUGUGGUGACUUUGGAUAAUAAGGAAAAGUUUAAUAUUAAAGCCAUGUUUAUUACAGUAUAAUUAACAUGUUAAACCAUGGGAUAAAUGCCAUCAAUAAAAAAUUAUGAAAUACUUUUUGUUCUAGUGUUAACUCCUAGUGAAGGUACGAGUGUUAAUGAAAGGAAACCUUUUUAUAAAGGUUUACAGUGGUCAGAAGAGAAAUUCCAAAGAAUACAUUGAAGUGAUUGGGACAACUCCUAAGUGAAGGAGAAGUGUCAGAAGGUAGCCUGCUUUUUGUCUGGUGCUAGGAAUCAUGCCUACUUUGCAUAUAAAGUGACAAACCUUUUUAAAAGUUGAAAAUAAACACACACAACCAUU